This is a messenger RNA of Leptinotarsa decemlineata (Colorado potato beetle), 716 nucleotides long. RefSeq names its product cytochrome b5. The record is from RefSeq and is a predicted model, not a curated record. Gene Ontology annotation, cellular component: membrane; intracellular membrane-bounded organelle. Lineage: Eukaryota; Metazoa; Arthropoda; Insecta; Coleoptera; Chrysomelidae. Gene Ontology annotation, molecular function: heme binding.
AAGGCUUUUUGUUUGUGGAUUGUCAUUAUUCCUUAUCACGAAGUAGAUUUCGUUCAAAGAUCAAGGAUAAUCUCGAAUAUCAAUUAGAAAAUAAAACUUUUGUGCUCACGCGUAAUAUCUCUGCUUUCGUCGGUAUAGUUAAAUCGAAGAAACGACAAAAUGUCUCUUAAACAAUUUUCUACUAAAGAAAUCGAAGAACACAAUGAUAAUAAAAGUACCUGGGUUGUGAUACAUAACAAAGUAUAUGAUUUAACUACGUUUUUGAACGAGCAUCCAGGUGGAGAAGAAGUUCUUCUGGAGCAAGCCGGAAAAAAUGCCAGCGAGGCUUUCGAAGACGUCCGUCACUCCAGUGAUGCUAGGGAACUCAUGAACAAAUACCAAAUUGGUGAACUGAUUGAGUCUGAACGUAAAGAGGUCCAUUCGAAAAAUGUAGAUUGGGGAACACCGUCUGAUGAAUCAGAAUCAACUAAUCAGAGCUCGUUCAAGUCAUGGGCUGUUCCAGUAAUUCUGGGAAUUUUGGCAACUAUUUUGUACCGUACAUACUUUCAAUCUUGAGAAGUAUUGGAUUGAUUGAUUUAAAGCAUUUACAUUUCUAGAAAAUUUAUUCCAUUGAUCUUAUAUAACUUCAUAUGUAAAUUUUAUUAAUACAGGAUGUAUUAAGUCUUUCUGUUCUUGUUUUACACUAAAGAAAAAUUAUAAAAUUAGUUUUAUAAUUA